AAUUCUCUGUGUUCUCUCGAUCCAUCGAUUGACGAACUCCAUACAAGGCUUGGAUUCUCUCUCUAGGUCUCUCUCUCUCUAAUUAACUGUUAUGUAGAAGCGGUUUUUCCAAACUCUAAAAGCUUAUCCAUCCUUUUUCUUGCUGAUUUGAGCUUUUUGUGCUUUUUAUCAGUUAUUGUUUGAUUUCUCAUUCCCUGUGAAAUCAGCUUCUUUUCAAUAACUAGGGCAGAUUUAUAAUUUCCAGUUUGCCUGAAUCAAAUCAUUUGUACUAUUGGGCAAUAAUUUUCUGAAAUAUUAGUCCCAUGUUUGCGAUUGAAUUGGGGUAGUUGACCUUUCAUCUAUUGCAAAUGAUUUCUACUUGCUGCAGUUUGAUUCCAGAGAAGUAUCACUAGUAUUUGACCACACUUGGCGUCCAAGGAUUCCGAUCUCCGGAAUACGCACUUUUGAUUCCAGAGAAGUAUCACUAGUAUUUGACCACGCUUGGCGUCCAAGGAUUCUGAUCACCGGAAUACGUACGGAAAAGUAGAAAUUGGUUUCAACAAAUACUCCGUAGAAAACAGGAAACAGAAAAGUGGCAGUGUUACCAAACAAAGCUAAGGUGUUCGACGACAUUCUUGACCAAAAAUCCAGAGAGAGAGAAAGCAAAAAAGAUGGGGAAGAAACGAUCAAACAAGAAGCCACCCAAUUUCCCUUCUGGAUCGAUGCCUUCAAUGACACUGAGAGAGGAAUCUAUUGGGAAGAGGAAAACUAGUGUGAACCCCAAGUCCAUGCUCAAACUAGAUCACCUUCGAAAACUCGCUGUUUGGGCCAGCGGCGAAGCAUCUAUACCUUCUUUGGGUGCCUUUUUCGGGCACAGAUUGGCUGCUGUUCGUGAGGCGUUGGGGGCACCGCCUGACCUAUCGUUGGUUACUUGCCAGAGGUGCGAAUCCAUUCUUCAGCCUGGAUACAAUUGUACCAUUCGAAUUGAAAAGAAUAGAGCAAAAGCAAGGCGUAGUAGACACAAAAGGCCAAAUAUUUCCACCCAAAACAAUGUCGUAUACUCAUGCCACUUCUGCUCGCAUCGAAACCUGAAGAGAGGGACUCCUCGAGGCCAUACGAAAGAGAUAUGUCCUCCAAAGGCCAAACCACCCAUGAAAUCGAAAUCUUCACGCUCAAUCGUCCUAAAGUCUGUCAACUCAGAGAAACCUGCAAUGAGCAACCCUGAGGUUAAAAGGACAGAUGAGAUUGCCUUGCCAACAAUGACCACAGAGGAUCUUGUGACAGAGACUCCAGCAACACCUUCGGUCAGCACUUGUACAACUUUGUUGGAGGCAAAGAGAAGGAAAAGGAAUAGAUCUACGUCUAAGAAAGCAGCUGAACCAGAAAGUAAUUCUGCUGCAUUAGAUGCAGAAAAAUCUGUCGGCACGUCAAACAAACGGAAGAAGAAACCUUGGACGAGUCUGAAGGAAAUUGCUGAGCACAGUGAGCGUGGCAACAACCGAAGCCUCACGCAUUUAGCAAUCCCAUUUCUCAUAUAAGGUGGUCAAUUUUGUCCAUAAUGCUCAACUACUUUGGAGACUAGAAAGGAGCAAAUAACUGUUCUUGUUCAUUUUCAUGAGCAAUAGGUUGAUUUAUCUGCACCUCGGAUGAGGAUUUUCCUUUUCGUAAUUUGUAGAACGAAUUCAGAUGCAAGCUCUGGGAAUCACCAUAUUUUAUUCGAUAUGUAGCCUUGGUUAUGUAACAUUUUUGUUUCUUUA
Rhododendron vialii is the source of this 1736-nucleotide messenger RNA. RefSeq lists its product as uncharacterized. The transcript is spliced from 4 exons. The record is from RefSeq and is a predicted model, not a curated record. Bases 651 to 1517 code for a protein of 288 amino acids. NCBI's taxonomy places the organism in Eukaryota, Viridiplantae, Streptophyta, Magnoliopsida, Ericales, Ericaceae. Gene Ontology annotation, biological process: RNA processing.